AUGUCUCCAGUUUAUGAUGCUGACAAAUAUGAUGCUUCCCAAUUUCAAAAAGCCCAUAAUAACAAAACUAAAAAUGGUGCUUUCACUGUCAAUUCAACUAAUAAACAACUAGCCAAAUAUCCUGAAUAUUUACCUACUUGGGAUCCAAAUCAAAAAUU
Messenger RNA from Hemisphaericaspora subhashii, 158 nucleotides. RefSeq lists its product as uncharacterized. The annotation marks the transcript as partial. Lineage: Eukaryota; Fungi; Ascomycota; Pichiomycetes; Serinales; Debaryomycetaceae. The record is from RefSeq and is a predicted model, not a curated record. The transcript has a single exon.